Messenger RNA from Labrus bergylta (ballan wrasse), 3670 nucleotides. The record is from RefSeq and is a predicted model, not a curated record. NCBI's taxonomy places the organism in Eukaryota, Metazoa, Chordata, Actinopteri, Labriformes, Labridae.
GCUUGGCAAUACAAAUAUCCGAAGAGCACCUGAAUGCAGCACAGCGCCUUGCCUGACAAGAGGAGUUGACAGCAGAUCUCGGUGCUGUGUCAAGUGACAGCAAACAUCAUGGAGAGCUCCACAGAGGCAGCUGACUCCGCAGCGCACACCUUCUCCCAGGUGGUGUUCACGGACAUCCCGCACACGUAUCCACCUUCAACCUCUGUCACCUGCUGCUUCAACCUCACUGCCUCCUUCCAGCCCAACUCCAGGGACUGGGUGGGCGUUUUUAAGGUUGGGUGGAGCACAACAAAAGACUAUCAUACCUUCGUGUGGGUGGAGCCAUGUGUUGACGUUGAAGGCCAGCAGUCCGUGACAAGGCAAGCUGUUUUUAAGGAUUACUACCUGCCCAAAGAUGAGAAUGAGUUUUACCAGUUCUGCUACGUGGACAAUAGCGGCCAAGUGCGAGGAGCGAGCACCCCGUUCUGUUUCAGAAACCCGGUGGACAUGAGCCUGGAGAUCAUUCCUGAAGACGACCUCCUGGUUAUAACAACACAGGAUCAGGUCGAUCAGAGCGUACGGGAGAAAGCUGAACUGCAGAGAGAGCUGGAUCAGAAAAUGGCUGAAAAUGAAACCUUAAGAACCGCUCUGAAGCAGGAGCAGCAAGAAGCCGCCAAAUGGAAGGAGCAGAAGGAAACGGACGAGAAAGAAAAGAGCCAGCUGGUCAAAGAACUGGAUCAAAUGAUGAAUCAGAAUAAAGACUUGAAUAACAGCUUACGGCAACAGCUGAAGGAAAACGAGAGUGUGAAGAUGGGCGACCAGCUGACAGAGCAGAUGCAGCAGGAUCAACAGCUCGAGGAGAUGCAGCUGAAAAAACUCAGCGACAGCUUGAGUGGAGACGGAGGAGCGAGCGACAAAGAGAAACACGCUCAGGAGAAAUACGACCGCGCCGUGGCAAAGAUCAACCAGCUGAAAGCAGAGCGCGAGGAGCUGAGGGGAAAAGUUGACACUCAAAGUUUAGAGGUUACAACGCUCAACUCCAAAGUCAGAGAACAAGAACGAGAGCUGUUGAAAAUAAAAGACAGCGUCCAGCUCCUACAGGUGGACCUUCAGACCAGUGAGAAAGAGAAGGAGAGGCUGCAAACCGUUGCAUGUAACACGGACGACCUGAAGAGAGAAAACCAGGAGUUAACUAGGAGACUGUCACAGAUGGAGAAGCUGCAGAGCUAUCCCGAUGACGACCUGAGGGGGGAGAUUCAGGCGCUUGGCGGAAAGCUUCAUGACACUCAGGGGAAGUUAGCGGCUGAGAGGGAAGAGGCAAGAACCGCAAAGAGGAAGGCGCAGAUUCUGGAGGGAGAGCUGCAGGACGUCAGGGAGCAGCUGAGGAAGGUGUCCAGUAUUUAUGAAGAGGCUCAACGGAUGACCAGCAAACUGGAGCUGAAGUUCAACGACGCACACGAACUGAUCUUAGAGAAAGACUGCAUUAUUGAAGAGAAGGACGACAUUAUCAAGCUGGAGACACAAGAGAAAGAAGAGCUGGCCAGAGAAAACCAGAGUCUCAUGAGAGACAUCGAGGGUCUGCGCAGACUUAACACUGAGCUCCAAGCUUCUCCCCACGUCAAACCACCUCAAGCCCAGCCUGAAGCCAGCUUCCCACCCGGCACUGCUGCAGCCACACCUGAAUGGGAGGAGCUGGAGACACCUGAACAGGAGGAGCAUCAGUACGAGACCAUAGCGAGCAUUGCAAACCCAGAGGAUGAGCAGCCGUCGCUGGUGUGUCGUCACUGCCAGGAGAGCUUCCCUGGAAUAACCCCCGAGGAACUGGAGCAACACGAGCAGAGUCACAGAGUUUGCCCGUUCUGCACGAUGAUCUGCGACACCAUGGAGCAGGCGGUGUUCGAGGAUCACGUCUACGGACACGAGCUGUGAGAAAAAACCACACCGGGUCGCAAAAAAAGGUCACAUAGUGUACACGUCUGAAGGAAAAUAAUGUCUUACAAGCCGUACUCAUAUCUCUGUUUUACACACGACUCAUUAUGAACAUUUUCCAAAGCAUACUGAAGUUAAGUGUGAAGUUUUUUUUUUUUUACCUUAAACAAUCAUUAAGAGUCCAUUCUGUGUCCCGUGUGCACGAAGAAUCAGCUGGCAGAGACCUGAAACCGCCCCGAGUUAUGUAAUCCAUCACAGCGAACACGAUGUCCUCGUUUAUUUUGGUCGUUGAACUCAAUUGUAUCUCAAAGUGGAUUUGUAUCAGACGGGUCUCGAGCAGACCGCCACAUUACCAGGGUGGCUUUAUUUGGGCCUUUUUUAAAUGUUUUCCUUCCUUCAUAAGCAAAAUAGAAAAAAUAGGUGUGUAUGAGAGCAGUGUGUCCAUCAAAAAUUUAAAAGGUAAACUCCCGCACACUGUGCUAGGGUUGCUCUAACCCUUUUUUGGUAAUUAUUGAAACCGUGGUAUUGAAACAGGUAUCGAUAUUGUUUGAUUUUUCAAACCUGGUGACAUGACAACCUCACUUCACCUCACACCCUUGAUGCACAAAAACAGGCUGACGGUGUAACACAAGCGGGCGGAUACACAGAGCUCUGAACACAUGAUCCCCCCUCCAGGCUCAUGCCUCGCUGAGAUAAUAAACAAGAUAAUGAAUCGGAGCAGACGCUAAUUGUCAGCUGUCGGGGAGGAUAAAUUCUGGACGCAUUUCAGUCGGUAUUUAAAAAAAGGUUCUGAUGUGAUCCAGCGUAACACACCUCCGGUUAUUGACAUAUUAAUACAGAAAGAAGGCAGGAAGUAAAUGUUGAGGUUUAACCCCUGACAGCCUUUAAUUUAAAGUUUAUAUUAACUAGUGAGGUGAGGGAAGCAUGAUUUGUGAAACCCUUGGUAUUCUUUUGGAGAUAAACAGCUCUUAUCGGUAUGUGAAAAGGAUUUUAAGAUAUCAGAUAAGAUUUGAUUUAACCGAGUAAUGACCUUUUAUGUAAACAUCUUAUUUGGAGUAAACAUUGGGAUGUUUAAAGCCGAGUUUAUUUACCUGAAUGCUUCGUUUACUGCCUGAUUUCGCACAAAGAUUACGAAUAAGGGUCGACUGAUUAGUGUGCCCGCCCCAUGUAUGUAGGCUGCAGUCCUCAAAGCGGGUCCAAAUCUGACCUGUGGCUGACUUUUUCCUCAGCCUCUCAGUGUGUAAACGAGGCUGCUGUGAGUCUUUCAAUCAAAACAACAAGAGACAAGACUUUCAAUAUGUCUGAAAGUAGCGAUGGUUUCUGGGAGUUGAUGUCUGUAUUGUAGAUGUGAAUCAAUUAUGGGAAUAAUUGGGAUGCCGGUAGUGUAAUGGUUAAUGUGCGAGCCCCAUGUGUGGAAGCUGCAGUCCUCAAAGCGGGCGACCCGGGUUCAAAUCUGACCUGUUGCUAAUUUCCUGCAUGUCAUUCCCCACUCUGUCUCUCUGAUUUCUGAAUACUGUCCUAUCUCUCAAAUAAAAGGCAUAAAAAGCCCAAAAAUAAACCUUAAAAAAAAAAAAAAAAAAGAUUAUGAAGUAACUAAAUCAUGCCAAGUUAAUUCACCUAAAGUUUCUGUUGAUUUUACAGUGUAUAUAACCGCAACAUGAUUCAUUGAUUAUGUUAAAAAUGAAAAUUGUCAACUAACAAUUCACUUGAAAAUCUGUCAUUUUGAAUUUAUUAGUAAUAAAGUGAUAAAAGGUUGACUUGA